Molecule: messenger RNA, 1012 nt
Organism: Manis pentadactyla (Chinese pangolin)
Lineage: Eukaryota; Metazoa; Chordata; Mammalia; Pholidota; Manidae
Gene: LRRC37B
Product: leucine rich repeat containing 37B
Exons: 4
Coding region: 1-765 (254 amino acids)
Source: RefSeq, a predicted model, not a curated record
AUGCAUCCUGUGGUUCCUUUCUGGUACACAGGUCCAGCUGGAGAGCUGCCCCCAGGACCAGAUCUUUGGGACAAGCCUAGCCAGCAUGAAAGUCAGCCAGAGGUGGUUCCGGUGGUGGAUUCCCAGGAUCAGCAUCCAGAGUCCCCUGAAGAGCUAGAACCACUUCCAUUGAAGCAGGAGGUUUCGUCUCAGCCUCCAGAGCCCCCGGAGAUGGAUGAGAACUACAAAGACCUGCAGGCGGCCCUGGCUGAGCCUUCCUUCAGUCCUGAAGAGGCUGAGCCUCCUGUCCAGGAGGAAGCCCCAGCUCCAUCUUCAGCGCACCUUCAGGGGACACUUCCACAUCCUGGGCAGGUUCCCAGUCAGCAUCCAAACCUGACUCAGGUCACAGCUGCACCUGGGGACCUGGACGUUUCCGUACCUCAGCAGCCAGAGCCGUCUGAGACAGGUUUUCCAUCACUGACUCAGAAUUCAGUGGUGAACACCACCACAAACAACAUAUGUGAGCUCUGUAGCUGCACAGAUGAGACGCUGGCGUGCGUUGGUCUCAGCCCAGAGCAGAAGCUCCAGAGUGUGCCCGUGCCAGAGCCCAACGCUCACAAUGGCACCUUCACGAUCUUAAAUUUCCAAGGAAACUCUAUUUCUUACGUUGAAGAAAAUACAUGGAAGUCAUACACUUGGGUUGAGAAACUAAUUCUCAGUGACAAUCAGUUGAGUGAAUUACAUAAGGACUCAUUUGAAGGCCUGCUAUCCCUCCAGUAUUUGUAAGUUAGUUAACAUUUAUUUCUGAGCUUUUAGUUAUAUUAUCUAUAACAUAAAUAAGGGGUUUAAAUUAGACAAGUUGUAUAAUUUCUCCCAAAAAUAAAAAUUUGUAAUUCUGUACAUCUGUACAGGGAGGGCACUAGCCACUCUCUAGCAUUAAAUACCUCACCUCCUACGUGUUUUCAAUUUUUUAACUAUGUGGACAAGAUAGAUAGAAAAACCUUUCAGUUACUGAGGAAAAGUGGUAAUGAGG